CGAGCAUCAGCAGCAUCACUGAGACGCUCAGAAGCUCGGAUCGGAUGAAGCGAUGCCAGCCGCUGACAGACCGUCACCGAACCUCCUCCGAGCCGGCGAAUAAACACUCAUCCUCAGCGAACCGCUUCUUCAUCACCAAACCCCUGCGAGGACGCGGAUCCGAUGCUUUGACUUCGCUUCCCAGCGGCUCCUUGAGAUCUGCGGCUUUUCUUCCACAUUCUGAAGAGACUCCUGCGCUUUAAUCUGGAUAUGUUGAAAGGCACGUAAGGAUGGAUGGGAUUAUUAGUGUUUUGGGGGUCCUGACGCUCGUUUUGGAGGGCAUCUCAUGCCAGGGAGUGUAUGCGCCUCCUACUGUCCGGAUCGUGCACUCUGGUCACGCGUGUAACGUGGAGGAGGAGCGUUACUCUGAGAGGGUUUACACCAUCCGAGAGGGAGAGAUGCUCGAGCUCACCUGCCUGGUCACCGGACACCCACGACCACAGAUUCGAUGGACCAAGACAGCAGGCAGCGUGUCGGACCGAUUCCAGGACUCCAGCGUAUUCAACGAAACCCUUCACAUCGCGAAGAUCCAGAGACAUCAGGGCGGACGCUAUUACUGCAAGGCCGAGAACGGACUGGGUUCACCGGCCAUCAAGUCCAUCAGGGUGGACGUCUACUAUCUGGACGAGCCUGUGGUGACGGUUCAUCAGAGUAUCGGUGAAGCUAAAGAGCAGUUCUACUACGAGCGGACGGUGUUUCUGCGCUGCGUCGCUAACUCCAACCCUCCCAUCCGCUACAGCUGGCACCGCGGACGAGACGUUCUCUCACAAGGCUCCGAUAAAGGCGUGGAGAUCUACGAGCCCUUCUUUACCCAGCUCCAGGGGGAAACAAAGAUCUUGAAGCUGAAGAACCUGAGACCCAAGGACUACGCCAACUACAGCUGCAUCGCCUCCGUCAGGAACGUCUGCGGCAUCGCCGACCGCAAAGUCGUCUUCAGACUCACCAAUAAAACCGCUCCGGCCUCCAUCAAGCUGCUGGUGGAGGAUCCGAUCGUGGUGAAUCCGGGCCAGACGGUGUCUCUGGUCUGCAUCACGACCGGAGGAGAGCCGGCUCCGAGCCUGGCCUACCAGCGGCUCGGAUCUCUGCCGGAGAAGAGCCUGAUGAAGGAAGGGGUUCUGACGCUUCCAGCCAUCGCCUCCGAGGACGCCGGCGUCUACAGCUGCAUCGCCAGCAACAACGUGGGAAACCCGGCCAAGAAGUCCACCACCAUCAUCGUACGAGCACUGAAGAAGGGCCGUUUCUGGAUCACUCCGGACCCGUACCACAACGACGACAACAUCCAGAUCGGCCGCGAGGUGAAGAUCUCGUGUCAGGUGGAGGCCACCCCACCCGAGGAGCUGCAGUUCAGCUGGCUGAAGAACGGAAGGGCGCUACGCAGCUCUGAGCGCAUGGUCAUCACGCAGACCGACCCCGACAUCUCACCCGCAACCACCAACCUCGACAUCAUCGACCUCAAGUUCACCGACUUCGGAACCUACACCUGUGUAGCAGCGCUCAGAGGAGGAGCCAUCCCUGAGAUCAGCAUCGACGUCAACAUCUCCUCCACCACUGUUCCUCCGAACCUGACCGUGCCGCGGGGCAAGUCUCCUCUGGCGGCGCGGGAGGGCGAGACGGUGGAGCUGGAGUGCCUUGUUUCAGGGAAACCCAAGCCCAUCAUCCUGUGGUCUCGGGCGGAUAAGGAGGUGCCGAUGCCAGACGGCAGCAUGCAGACGGAGAGCUACGACGGUGUUCUGCGCAUCGUCAACGUGUCGCGCGAGAUGAGCGGUUCCUACCGCUGCCAGACCAGCCAGUUCAACGGCUUCAACGUCAAGCCCAGAGAAGCUGUGAUCGAGCUCAUCGUGCGCUAUCCUCCGGCAGUGGAGCCGGUGUGGCAGGAGGUGCGGCAGGGUUUGGGUCGGCCGGUGUCCAUGAACUGCCGUGUUCUGCGCGCUCAUCCGUCCCGUGUGCUCCGCUACGAGUGGAGGCUGGGCUCGCGGCUGCUGCACGCCGGCACCUUUGAUUCGCGCGACGACACCGACUACAGCGUACGCAGCCUGGCGCGCGAGGGCUACGGCGAGUACACCUGCGACGUCAUCAACGAGGUGGGGCCGGGGCGCUGCACCUUCCUGGUGACCGGGAAAGCGUAUCCUCCGGAGUUUUAUUAUGACACCUAUAAUCCGCUGUGGCAGAACCGGCCGCGUGUUUAUGGCUAUAAGCUGCAGUGGACGCAGAUGAACCCGAGCGCCGUGGACCGGAUCAUGGCGUACCGCCUCGGGAUCCGACAGACGGGGCAGCAGCGCUGGUGGGAGCAGGAGAUCCCCGUGGAGGGAAACAUCCAGAAAGGAGAGCUGAUCACUCAUAAUCUGACGGAGCUCAUCCGACCCGAGGCGUACGUGGUUCGACUGACGCCCAUCACACGCUUCGGAGAGGGAGACUCCUCCACCAGAGUCGUCACAUACAGCACUCCCAUCAAUCCUCGUCUGAGAGAGUUUCAAUGCAGUUUUGAGGAGGAUCUCAUCUGCAUGUUCACUCAGGACAAGAACGACGACUUCGACUGGACGAGACACAGCGCAGCCACACGCGACACCAAAUACACGCCCAACACGGGGCCCAGCGGGGACCGCAGCGGCUCCAAACAGGGUUUCUACAUGUACAUCGAGACGUCCAGACCUCGUAAAGACGGCGACACGGCGCGUCUCCUGAGCCCCACGUUUAAUGUGGCCCCCAAAAACCCCAACAGCAUCACCAGCCCGCCGGCGUACUGCUUCAGCUUCUACUACCACAUGUACGGCAAACACAUCGGCACUCUGAAUGCGUUUGUGAAGCAGAAAGGUCAGUCGACUUCAGAUGCCGGUCCAGUCUGGUCUCUCAGCGGGAACCAAGGGGACCGAUGGAGACAAGCCAAAAUUAGCAUCCAUCCUACUGCCUCCUUCCAGGUGAUAUUCGAGGGCGUCCGCGGCCCCGGGAUCGAGGGGGACAUCGCCAUUGAUGAUGUCACGCUCGAGGAGGGGGAGUGUCCUGACCCUCCGUCCAAUCCGAUCCGAGGAGCGGCUGCACGCGGCGUCUCCAGUAUAUGGCCAUUGAGCGUCACACUGUUUUUUACCGUAUUCAUCGGUCAGAGGUGACGCUCCACGUGAGAAAAGACUCCAGACGCGUCCCUCAAUAUUUAAUCACCAAAGAUUCAUGCUUUCGGAUCGUAGAGGAGGCACAACACCGGAUCCACACAGAAUGAAACGACUACAAACAGAAAAGUAAUAACUAAUGCUUAAACUAAUAAAUAAAUAAACAUUCUCUUCUGAGAUGCUCCAAUGUCUGGAAUCAACCGAGGGUUUGAACGUUGACCUGAAAAGCACAACGAAUACUUCGCAAUCUGGAUUUACCUGCAAGACGAGAGAAACCAUGAAUGAAUAUUGAGUUUUAAACACCAUUCCCCUUCCUUCACAGUUUUUUUUUUCCAUCUUGAGAUGUUCUUUUCUGGUGCUUUGGAGUACAAUCAACAAAAACAUCUCUUGAUUUGUUCUGGGUUUGGUUCGGAUCAGUGCUUUAAAACGCAAAUAAAGCAGAACCUCGUUUCGCUUUAUUCCCCGACUCCAGUAGCAGCCUGAUUUCUCAACACUGUGCUCACGUUCCCAAGCGGAGAACUUUGCGUUUUUUGGCGUCCGUGACGGUGAAAGCCGUGGAUUGUCGUCGUUCCCAGCACCGGUUGAGUGAAAGAGUUUUUGCCAUUAAAAAAAAGAAGUGCCUUCAGGUUAAAAACCGAUCCGUUAGCCUGGCCAUCGACACCAAACGUCCAUGUUUCUAACAUCUCCGAUGGGCUAUUUUAUACUCAUUUCUAUCGCCCCUCAAAUGCUGGAAUGCGCGACUGCGAGCGUCACGUACGGAAAAAUCGCGAACGCACGAUGUUUGGCUGCUGGAGGACGAUAUAUGGACGAAUGUCACGCUCUCCAUCCCCGACUAUCAUGCCUCUGUCAUUUAUAUACCGAACAAUGUGCAUUCUGAGAGAAAAAAUACGAAAUAUUCAUAAUUAUAAUAAUAUUUUAUUACUCUAUCCAGAAUGUGUCUCAGCUUUUACACACGAACUGUGAAAAUCGGUGGCGGUAUCUACCUGAGCGCUCGACCGGCCUCUUUUUAAAAAGAGUGUUGUAAAAAAAAAAAAAAUGUGUUAUGAAAAUGUUUUGACAAGAAGCUGUGUCUCGUUUCUUCUGAUUUACGUUGAAAUGUUCAGACUUUACUGUCUUUAUUUCUCGUCGUCUCCCUUGCAUUGCUGAAAAUAUCAAAAACGGGCAGAAAAACGCCGGUUUGGUAACUGUACAACUUGUAUAUGUAAAGAAGCUCUGUUCAUUGAGAUUUAUAUGAGAUGUUUUAUGUACGAGUCAAAGGAAGCACAACAUUUAGGAUUCAGUCAUUUAUAAACAUCAUAUAUGUGACUGUCCUCCUGCAAAACCGAUGUGAAAAUAAAGUGACACUGGAAGCUGAGUUUCACCAAGAAUUGAAUAAAAAAACAAUUAAAAUGGUCUUCAGCUUUAGAAUAAAUUUGCACAUAAUGGAAAUAUUGCUCAUGCGUAUGGUUAAAAACAAAAUAUGGUUUAAAGUAUUGGGCAGGAAUACAAAAACAUCACAAGCUGAUUAAUGAUAUUCAAAAAGACAUUUAAAGAAAUAGUUCACCUCAAAAUAAAAUGUGCUCACCCCCAGGUCAUCCAAGGCUUUCCUGUAGCUGGAAAAGUAGAGCAUGGCGCUAGCAACGCCAAGAUCAUGGGUUCGAUUCCCAGGGAAAGCAAGAGCUGAUAAAAUGUAAAAACUGUAAUUUGAAUGCAAUGUAAAUCGCUUUGGAGAAAAGUGUCUGCUAAAUGCAUAAAUGUAAAUG
Molecule: messenger RNA, 4882 nt
Organism: Onychostoma macrolepis
Lineage: Eukaryota; Metazoa; Chordata; Actinopteri; Cypriniformes; Cyprinidae
Product: MAM domain-containing glycosylphosphatidylinositol anchor protein 2-like
Biological process (GO): homophilic cell-cell adhesion
Cellular component (GO): plasma membrane
Molecular function (GO): protein binding
Source: RefSeq, a predicted model, not a curated record